AUGGCGACCCCUGUUCCUCCUCCUCCUGCCGCCGACACCAAGGUUGAUUACUUCAACCUUCCAUGUCCAAUUCCCUUCGAAGAGCUCCAUCGCGAAGCUAUGAUGUCGUUAAAGCCAGAUCUUUUUGAGGGCAUGCGUUUUGAUUUCACCAAGAUGCUCAAUCAGAAGUUCACUCUCAAUCACAGCGUUUUGAUGGGACCUACUGAGAUUCCUUCUCAGUCCACGGAGACCAUUAAAAUUCCAACUGCUCACUAUGAGUUUGGCUCAACCUUCAUUGAUCAUCCUAGGUUGUUGCUCUGGGGGAGGAUUUUGACUGAUGGGAGGCUCAAUGCUAGAGUCAAGUGUGAUUUGUCUGACAAUCUCACUUUUAAAGCCAAUGCUCAGCUUACGAAUGAGCCGCAUAUGUCUCAUGGGAUGUUCAACUUUGAUUACAAGGGAAAAGACUAUAGGACACAGUUUCAACUCGGGAAUGGAGCCUUACUAGGAGCAAGUUAUAUUCAGAGUGUGACACAGCACUUAUCAUUGGGUGGGGAGGUAUUUUGGGCUGGUCAGCAUCGGAAGUCAGGUGUUGGUUAUGCUGCUCGAUACAACACUGAUAAAAUGGUUGCUACAGGGCAAGUUGCUAGCACUGGAAUGGUUCUUCUAAGCUAUGUUCAGAAGGUAUCUGAGAAGGUAUCUCUAGCAUCUGAGUUUAUGUGCAACUACUUGUCAAGAGAUGUCACAGCUAGCUUUGGAUAUGACUACAUCCUUAGACAGUGCCGCCUCAGGGGAAAGAUUGAUUCAAAUGGCUGUGUUGCUGCUUUUUUGGAGGAGCGAUUAAAUAUGGGUCUGAAUUUUAUUCUUUCUGCAGAGCUUGACCACAGGAAAAAAGACUACAAAUUUGGAUUUGGUUUGACUGUUGGAGAAUGA
Sphenostylis stenocarpa is the source of this 909-nucleotide messenger RNA. NCBI's taxonomy places the organism in Eukaryota, Viridiplantae, Streptophyta, Magnoliopsida, Fabales, Fabaceae. The record is from the annotation of a GenBank genome assembly.